Molecule: messenger RNA, 4720 nt
Organism: Poecile atricapillus (Black-capped chickadee)
Lineage: Eukaryota; Metazoa; Chordata; Aves; Passeriformes; Paridae
Product: carboxypeptidase N subunit 2-like
Exons: 2
Coding region: 1510-4173 (887 amino acids)
Cellular component (GO): extracellular matrix
Molecular function (GO): protein binding
Source: RefSeq, a predicted model, not a curated record
UGGUGAGUAGGUGCCACUCUGGCAAGCUCACGGUGUGCUCACGUCUGCCCGCUGCAGCCACCUUCCCUCGGCACUGCAGAGGGAAGAGAGGCCCAGCUGCAGCCUGGAAAACCCUCAGGACACAGAUUUGUGCUGUCCAAGAGAGGUGUGGGUGAGUGCUGCUGAGUGCCCAGCAAGGGGCUUGAGCCAGCCCAGAUGUGCACAGGCAGGUCCCCUCUGACCCUGUCAGGGCUUGGCCUGCAGCCCUGCAGCCUGAAAAUGGAAUGUGCCAAGUUUCACCUAAACAAGAGGAAGAGCUUUGUUGUGAGGGUGAGUGGAACAGGUUGCCCAGCGAGGCUGUAGAGUCUCCUCUGAAAAUACUUAAAAGCCAUCUGAACAGAGCCAUGAGUACCCUGGGAGCCCUGCUUCAGCAGGGAGGUUGGACUAGAUGACUUCCACUAGUCCCUUCCAACCUCUCCCAUCCCGGGAUUCUGAUUCUGUGACCUGUGGAGAUGAGGCACAAAGUCCCAGCCAGGGGUGACAGGUAAGGCGUGUGCUCCCCUGGGAGGGCCGGUGUGGGUGCACACACGGGGGUGUCCGUGCCAGAGUGUCCCUGUGCCUGUCCGUGCCCGUGAGUGUCCCCGAGUGUCCCUGAGCCUGGGGCCGUGCGUGUCGGUGCGGCGGUGCUGCGGCACCAUCUCGUGGCCAUCGGGACCGGGCUCCGCGGGCCCGGCAGAGCCGGGGACAUGGGUGUGUACGACCCUGAUAUGGCAAACGGGUAAGGCUGCUGAAAAUGUGCGGUAGUUUUUAAAUUUGCCAGGAAAAGUGCAAUGAAACGCAGCAAGCAGCAUCUGAGUUUUAUAGGAGCAGGUGCAAAGGGAAGUUUAAAUGCAAUCUGUUCAAUAACCCAUUGGGAAGUAAUGGAUAUCCUGUCAGUUUGCCUCAAAAUGAGCAUCCCACAGGAUACCCUGCACUGGCCAGGAGCUCUGGGUAUCACCAUGGGAGGGUCUUUGGCUUGCACUGGGGUGCAGCACACAAUACUAGGGCCAGCAAGGUGUGGAGAUGUGGGGCUGAGCACAGAGCCUGGGUGCUGUAUCUGUCAAGCCACAGAGGUUUCACUGUUUAAAAGCAUUAAAAAUGGCUUCAGAACUUCACUUUUAGCUACGUAAGGCAAAUCCUGAGGAAUGAAACAGCUGUCUGUUGUGUCGGUGGGGGUGAUGUUUGUGAAACCGAUGAGUUACCCUGGUGGAGAUAUGGGACCACAGAAACAGACCAUUGCCUGCAAACAGGCUGGCCUGGAGAUCUUCAGCUUUCCCUGGAUGUGACGAGUCAAGUGGUGCCAGCAGAUAACGCCUGGGGAGUACGUGACUGCAUCCCCUCCAAGGGGUUUCUGCUGUGGCCUCCUGCACUGGGGGCACAGCUCCUCUCCUGGGUCCCGGCCGUCCCUUAUCUCCCCGCACAGACCUGUGUCCUGACCUCAUGUGAAGCCGAGCCCUGUGCCUGGGACGUGGAUAAAGAGCUGGCCAGGUGAUGAGACCCCCAUCCGGUGUCCUCACUCCUGGCUUGGCAUGGCUCGCUCCGCUGGCUGAACUCAUUUGCAAACGCUCAGCCAAGACAAUGUACCAGCAUAUCCUUUUCCUUUUCCUCCUCUCCUGCAGUCCCCAUAAAUGCCAAGAUCAAAUCCUGGGUGAAGAUCCAUAUGAAAUGCCCAAAGACUACCAGGAGGUCUACAGAGGAACAAAAAAUGAUGUCAAAGAGAUCCCAAAGAUUGCAAAGCCCUUUGUUUCUGAGAUGAUCUUUGUGCAGACCAGCAUCACUGCUAUCAGGAAAGGUGCCUUCAGGUACAUGCCCAACCUAACCAAGAUUUUGUUCAUUGGCAACAAGAUCAAGACUGUUGAACCUGGAUCCUUUGAUAAUUUGGACAAGUUGAGGGACUUGGACAUCUCUGGUGCCUCAUUAGAAAAACUAUCUGUGGGCACUUUCCAAAACCUCCCAAGUUUACAGAGGCUGGAGCUGAGAGACAGCCAGCUCAGAUCCAUCCCCAAAGGCCUGUUUGAUGGGCUGGAAAGUUUGGGAGAGCUCUCCCUGCACAUCAAUGCAAUCCCUUCUCUUCCAGAAGGCAUUUUUGAUUCUCUUGUCAAUCUCACUUUUUUGGACCUGUCUAGAAAUAGGAUCACAGCUCUUCCUGGGAAUGCCUUUAGCAAACUCACCCAGCUGCAAGUCCUCCGGCUGUAUGAGAAUGAGUUGCAGCACCUCCCAGAGGGACUGCUGGACAGUCAGCUGGAGCUGCUGGAGCUCAGCCUCCAGAGGAACAGGCUUAGGGCACUGCCAUCCAUGCUUCUGAGGAGCCUGCCUCACCUGGAGAAACUCUUCUUGGACAACAACCUCAUCAGGGUUCUCCCACCUCAGGGCUUUUUUGGUUUAAACAAACUGAAGUUGCUGACUCUGGGCUCAAACCAUAUUAUGGAGCUUCCCUGCUGCCUUUUUGACACCAUGCCACACUUGCGGGAGCUGGAUCUGGGCAGGAACAGUUUGGCCACACUUCCAGAUGGCAUCUUUGUCAAUCUCACAUCCCUUGGCAAACUCAUCUUGUCCCACAACCAGCUAUCUGCCCUGCCAAGAGGAGCCUUCACAGGGCUCAGCAAGCUCUUGGACCUCCAGCUGGACACAAAUCAGCUCUCUGCUCUGGAUGAAGAGGUCUUUGCUUCUCUCCCAAAUCUGAAAACCCUCAACCUUCGAAAGAACCAGCUGGAGAGUGUUCCCCAAGGGCUCCUAGACCCUCUGAAGAAGCUCAGCUCAGUGUAUUUGAGCGGUAACCCAUGGAGAUGUGACUGCAACCUCUGCUACCUGCACGGCUGGAUCCUGCACAACAAGGAGAAGGUCAAAUUGUCCACCCAAGUCUCCUGCAAGAGCCCACCCCACCUGGCAGGGCAAGAAGUAACAUUGCUGAGGGACGAACACCUGAUUUGUCCAGGCACUCUGCCCUUUAACUCCACACCAUCACAAAGGACAGCAACGUUCCUGUCACAUGGAGCCAUGUCCACAGCAGCACCAACCAUGCUGUCACUGGCAUCCUUUCCCAUCAGGACACUGCCAAACACUCUUUCACCUGUGGUCACCUCUGCUGUGUUGCCAACCAUGCCAAUGGAGGUUGCCUUCACCACUCUGUCACCAACCAAGCCACCUAAGGCCUUUGUCACCACCCCACCACCAGCUGUGCUGCAGAAGACCUUUGGUGCCAGCCAAUCAAUAACCAAUAAGCCCAUGGCCUCCAUCACCAUGCCAUCAACAACCAGUGUGCCCAGGUCCUUCAUCACCACACCAUCACCAACUGUGCUACCAAAAGCCUUCAUCAGCACCUCAUCUCCAGCUGUGCUGCCAGAGAUCUCCAUUACAACCUCAUCUCCAAAGGCCUCCACUGCCACACCAUCAUCAUCAGCUGAGAUGCCCAAGGCUUCCAUCACCACACCAUCAUCAGCUAUUUCAACUUCAGCCAUUGUAAGGCUACAGUCUCCUGGGGCCACCCACCCAGACCCUGUGCCACCUGCUCUAGCUGCUGCCACCACACAGGUGCCAACAAGCCCACUGGCAGCCACCACCAGACAAGAGCCUCCUGCUCUCUCAGUGCCCAGGGAGAAGCCAGCCACCAUCCCACAGGGAACACCCAUAGCCCCCCUUGUCUCAGCUUCCUCCGUGGCACUCUGGCCAUCCCCCAGGGCUGCUGCUCUGGGCACAGUCCCACUGGCCUCACAUUCACCAUCGCACCGUGCUCCUGCGCCAGGCAGGGAAUGGGGCUAUUCCACCACGUGUGACCUGUCCACAGCUGGUGCCCAGCCCACCCCCACUGCCCCCCAACACGCUCCUGCUCCGGCAGGCACUGUCCUGCUCCCAACACCUCCCGUCCCCACACUAUCAGACAGCAUGAGCCCCUGCCCAGCCUCUCCACCCCUGGUCCCCAGCAGCCAUCGUGCCUGGGGCUCAUCCCUAUGGGCCAGCCCAUGGCAGUGCCAGGUGUCCCUGGCCUUGGGGGUGGCCGUGCUGGCACUGCAGGCAGCCUGCACACUGCUGGGGGGGGUGGUCGCAUUCCUUCUUCACCAGGACACGCGCCACCAACCCGGGCCACCCGUACGGCUGCUGAGCCUUCAGGCGCUGGCUGCUCCGGGGACCGCUGAGCCAGCCCCGGCACCACCUUGAGCUUUGCUGUCCCUGUAUGACCUGGGCUGUGCCAUUUGUCCUCCUUUGGGGUCUGCAGCCGUGCUGGCCGCGGGGUGCGCUGUCCCUGGGAUGGGGGUCCCGGCACCCAGGCCGAUCCCAGUGCAGGGGCUCCCCGCAGCCGGGCUGGUUUGGGAUGACUCCUGGCGAUGCUGGGAGCCUGCGAGCCUAUGCGCGGUGUCCCUGCCUGACGGCCCUUCUGCCAAGGGACACUAGAUGGCAUCCCGACACCGGCAGUGGCUGCCACCGCCUGACCGCGGCCACCGAAACGCCGGAGCCCCCGCACCGCGGACAUGGCCGCUUCUUGGCCAUGGUCAGGAGCCCCUACCCGAAUCUCCUCACAUCCCUGGAAGGUGCUCGCAGACCUUGGGGAAAGAUAUCACAAGACUUCCUGCCCUGCACCCCGUUCUCUCCUCUGUGCCGCGCUACAGGAUGUAUCAGUGUCUGUGCCACCAUCAUACACAGAUCUCUUCUCCUCUCCCUCUCCCUUUCCUCCUCCCUGAUAUUAAAGCCUGCUCUGCAUGUCUGA